GGGUCCCUUCCCCCAGAGAUCCCAGGAGCCCAGUGGAGAAGGCAUGCAGACAGUUACAGGAUAAGGAACUUGACAACAUACUGGCUCCCGGAAUACUGUAUGACACUACAUCAUGAGUGACAGUAAAUGUGACAGUCAGUUUUACAGCGUGCAGGUGGCAGACUCAACUUUCACUGUCCUGAAACGUUACCAGCAAUUGAAACCAAUUGGCUCUGGAGCCCAAGGAAUUGUUUGUGCUGCUUUUGAUACAGUUCUUGGAAUAAAUGUUGCAGUCAAGAAACUAAGCCGUCCUUUUCAGAAUCAAACGCAUGCAAAGAGAGCUUACCGUGAACUUGUCCUCUUAAAAUGUGUCAAUCAUAAAAAUAUAAUUAGUUUGUUAAAUGUGUUUACACCACAAAAAACUCUAGAAGAAUUUCAAGAUGUGUAUUUGGUUAUGGAAUUAAUGGAUGCUAACUUAUGUCAGGUUAUUCAUAUGGAGCUGGACCAUGAAAGAAUGUCUUACCUUCUCUACCAGAUGCUCUGUGGUAUUAAACAUCUGCAUUCAGCUGGUAUCAUUCAUAGAGAUUUGAAGCCUAGCAACAUUGUAGUGAAAUCAGACUGCACCCUAAAGAUCCUUGACUUUGGCUUGGCCCGGACAGCAUGCACCAACUUUAUGAUGACCCCCUACGUGGUAACUCGCUAUUACCGGGCCCCUGAAGUCAUCCUGGGCAUGGGCUACAAGGAGAAUGUGGACAUCUGGUCUGUCGGGUGCAUCAUGGCAGAAAUGGUCCUCCAUAAAGUCCUGUUUCCAGGAAGAGACUAUAUUGAUCAGUGGAAUAAAGUAAUUGAACAACUAGGAACACCGUCAUCAGAGUUCAUGAAGAAACUUCAGCCAACUGUGAGGAAUUAUGUAGAAAACAGACCAAAGUAUCCUGGAAUCAAGUUUGAAGAACUCUUUCCAGAUUGGAUAUUUCCAUCAGAAUCUGAACGAGAUAAAAUAAAAACAAGUCAAGCCAGAGAUCUGUUAUCGAAAAUGUUAGUGAUCGAUCCAGACAAGCGUAUCUCUGUGGAUGAAGCCCUGCGUCACCCAUACAUUACUGUUUGGUAUGACCCUGCAGAAGCGGAAGCACCACCACCUCAAAUUUAUGAUGCCCAGUUGGAAGAAAGAGAGCAUGCAAUUGAAGAAUGGAAAGAGCUAAUUUACAAAGAAGUAAUGGACUGGGAAGAAAGAAGCAAGAACGGUGUGGUAAAAGAUCAGCCUUCAGCACAGAUGCAGCAGUAAGUAGCAACGCCACUCCUUCUCAGUCGUCAUCCAUCAAUGACAUCUCAUCCAUGUCCACCGAGCAGACCCUGGCCUCAGACACAGACAGCAGUCUUGAUGCCUCGACGGGACCCCUGGAAGGAUGUCGGUGAUAGGUUGGGAACAGGAAACAUCAUCAGUGGAGGAACGUUCACUUUCAUGGUCGUCCCAAAAAUGUGUGGGAGUUGAUGGAACCAAAUAGAAAAACUCCAUGUUCUGCAUGUAAGAAACACGAUGCCUUGCCCCACUCGGUUCUAAUAGGAUUGCCUGCCUAGAUUAUAAAAACAAAGCCGAUUAUGUCUGAAGAAAAAGUACGAGCCACACUUAUAGAGAUUUUGUUCAAGAUCAUUUCAGGUGAGCAAUUAGAAUAGAAGACAUUUUACAAGUCGUGUGGUGAUAAUGGUGACAGUUUCUCCUCAUCUGUAUCCGUUGGGACUUAGUGCAUGUGACCACUUGCUUGGGCUUGCCCACCUGGCACUUUGGAAAUCAGUAUUUAAUGCCAAAUAAUCUUCCAGGUAGUGCUGCUUCUAGAAUGAUCUCUUAAUCCUCUUAAGUCAUUUGGUGUCUGUCCAGAAAAAAAAAAUAGAUUUAUAUGUAUUAAUUGGCCACCAUCAUAAUACGUUAUCCUCUUUUAUGGUAUGAUUCUAUCUUUUGUAUUUCAGAAGUAUAUCAUUAAAUCUAUUUAAUAAAAAUAUAGCUUUUAAAAAAAAACUUGUGAUGUUUCAGGCUGAGAAUUAUCACUGCUAAAACCAAGACACUGUUUCCUCUAAAUUGUUUAAUGUGAGAUGAUUCCGCUUUACUGCAUGAAAAAAUUUUCAGUUUUGUGCUGCUUAAGAUGUAAGUACCCUUGAAUCCUGUCUUAUCUCUUUUUUUUUUCUUGGUUGUUGGGAUUUCUUAAUAAUUUUAAAUGUUCCCUACUAUUUCAUGUUCUUUAUCAGACACAUAAUACUUGGUC
This is a messenger RNA of Dipodomys ordii (Ord's kangaroo rat), 2234 nucleotides long. RefSeq names its product mitogen-activated protein kinase 9 (gene Mapk9). Gene Ontology annotation, cellular component: nucleus; cytoplasm. The record is from RefSeq and is a predicted model, not a curated record. NCBI's taxonomy places the organism in Eukaryota, Metazoa, Chordata, Mammalia, Rodentia, Heteromyidae. Gene Ontology annotation, molecular function: JUN kinase activity; ATP binding. Gene Ontology annotation, biological process: JNK cascade; protein phosphorylation. Bases 113 to 1261 code for a protein of 382 amino acids. The transcript is spliced from 12 exons.